UAAUCCCCUCUUACUUGGUUGAGGGUCCAGUUGCAUACAGGAAUUGUUAUCUGUGUCUCAACUCCAGUGGUUUAACUUUGUGGCAGACAUGGGGAGCUUGUCAAGGUGGUUGUUGACGAGGUUAUGCAUAAGCUUAAGUCGAGACAAAGAAACGUGACUGAUGAUUUGGUUGGGAUCGACAAUCAGUUAUCAGCCAUAAACACUUUACUAGACAUGAACUCCGGUGGCAUGCGGCUCAUAGGAAUUUAUGGCAUGGGUGGUAUUGGGAAAACCACUCUUGCCAAGAUCAUCUUCAACCAACUAACUCCUUACUUUGGAAAGUAUAGCAGUUUCCUUGAUGAUGUACGGGAAAAGUCACAAAAUGAGGGCUUAGUCAAGCUGCAAGAACAACUGUUAUCUGAUAUCGUUAAUUCUAGAGUGGCUCACAACAUAGAUAGAACUGAUUAUGGAAUGAACACGAUUGGAGAAAUACUUGGCAAUAAAAAGGUGCUCAUUCUUCUUGAUGACGUUGAUGAGAACAAGCAAAUUGAGGAUCUAAUUGGGAAAAAUUCUCUGCAUCUUGGAACUAGGAUACUUGUUACCACUAGGAAAAGAAGGGUAUUAAAAAUUAAAGGAUUUAAGUACGAAAUCCUAUCUUUGGAAAUGGAGGCAUUAAAUGAUGAUGACGCACUUCAGCUUUUCUGUAGGCAUGCAUUUGGCAGAGACUCUCCUCCAAAUCCUUACUACAGUCUUUCAAAAGAAAUUGGCUCUACCACAGGAGGGUUGCCUCUAGCUCUUCAAGUAAUAGGUGCAUUGCUUUCUCAUCACAAAGAGCGAAAAUACUGGGAAGAAACAUUGGACAAAUCAAGGAGAACGCCACAUAAGGAUGUCUUGGGAAAGCUGAGGAUCAGCUAUGAUGCCUUAGAGAGUGAAGAACAACAGAUAUUUGUUGACAUCGCAUGCUUUCUCAUCAAUGAGGAGAAGAUCAACCCAAUUUAUGUGUGGAAAGAUUGUGACUUUAGCCCCGAACAUAGUAUUGAUGUCCUCAUCAACAUGUCCAUGAUAAAGGUUUUGGAUGAUAGUAAGUUUUGGAUGCAUGAUCAAUUUAGAGAUCUUGGAAGGGCAAUUGUUCGUCAAGAAAAUCUGAAGCACCCAAUCAAGCGAAGCAGGGUGUGGAAUGACAAUGAUGCCCUUAACAUAUUGAGAUCAACAGAGAGUAAGGAAAAUGUUCAAGCACUCAAACUGCAAGGAGAAAUUUGGGAAGAUGCUCGUGUUAUCGUUACUCCUAACGAGAUUAGACGCUUUCGACAUUUGUGGCUCCUUUGGUUAAAAGACAUAUCCUACGAGGGGGACUUCACAAGUUGUCUUUCAAAAUUGAAAUGGAUUCGAUGA
Molecule: messenger RNA, 1371 nt
Organism: Eucalyptus grandis
Lineage: Eukaryota; Viridiplantae; Streptophyta; Magnoliopsida; Myrtales; Myrtaceae
Product: disease resistance protein RUN1-like
Exons: 2
Coding region: 124-1371 (415 amino acids)
Biological process (GO): defense response
Molecular function (GO): ADP binding
Source: RefSeq, a predicted model, not a curated record